AUUUCCAUAAAAUUUACAUUUAGUCUUUCCAUUCGAAUCUUUUGUUUUGAGUGUCGAAAGUAGAGUUCACAGCAUAUCGACAUUUUGCGUAGACUUAAAAAGAGAUUGUAGUUAAAUUUAGUACCAUGUUGUAUUUUCUGGUUCUUCUUGUUAUGUUUUACAUUUUAUAUGACGUGAAUUACUUUGUGAGAACUUAUUUUACCGUGUUAUCGGGCAGAUUGUAUCAGCGGAAUUAUACUUUGGACGAAACAACCACGAUUUUUGGUCUCUGUACAUUCCAAGACUGUGACGUUUCGUUUCGUUGUAUUCGUGAGGCGAGGCUGCUAAGAGAAUUGGAUUUCGCAAGGUACCACUUCUAUGACCGUACUGGUGUGUACCAGCGCAGCAGAGACCUCAGAAUCAAGUCGUUGCAAGGAUGUACUCUCACCCUCACUAUGGAACCCGUGCCACUGUUUUCAUUUUACAAGAUUAACACGAAGCUCGUGUACUGGGAUGAACGUUCAUUAUUCUUUGAACAUGAAGUGAUUACUUUACAUGACGGUAAAGUUCGAGCCUUCCUGGUUUCGAGACAACAUGCUAUAGGAGAGAAUGGUGACUCUUCAGAGGUCCUGUUGGGAGGGUUGCCUGGCUCACAACACAGACGAGAAUGCCCCGAGUAUCUCAAACAUUGGUUCCGAAGUAUGGAAGUGACGAGUGAAAAACUGAGACAUAGCAGAUGAUAAUAGAGUUUUAUAUACUCAUUGCAAGUAAAUUAUCAGAUCAAAUACUUAUAUUGCAUACAAUACAAACAGAACAAAAAAUCCCAAGUUUUUAUUUUUUAUCAUUAUAAAACAUGUGUAUUAUUUUGACCAAUAGUUUGCCAGUGUGUUUUAUUUGAAUGAGGUGAUACAAAAUAAGGCCUUCAUAGGACGAAGACUCUAAAACAAUACUGUGUGUACUAUGUGAUGGAAAAUCGAUCUCGUUGAUGUCUUUUCUAUUAAAUAAUAGACGUAUUUCGCCUCGGAUGGCGUUCACUACUUGACCGGAUAUUACUGGCAAUGUAACUAUUCGAAUAUGUGUGUUAUAGAAAUAAAAAAUA
Molecule: messenger RNA, 1078 nt
Organism: Pectinophora gossypiella (pink bollworm)
Lineage: Eukaryota; Metazoa; Arthropoda; Insecta; Lepidoptera; Gelechiidae
Product: protein THEM6-like
Exons: 3
Coding region: 126-719 (197 amino acids)
Source: RefSeq, a predicted model, not a curated record